Messenger RNA from Dendronephthya gigantea, 867 nucleotides. RefSeq names its product ATP-dependent DNA helicase RRM3-like. Gene Ontology annotation, biological process: DNA repair; telomere maintenance. Gene Ontology annotation, molecular function: DNA helicase activity. The transcript has a single exon. Lineage: Eukaryota; Metazoa; Cnidaria; Anthozoa; Malacalcyonacea; Nephtheidae. The record is from RefSeq and is a predicted model, not a curated record. The coding region runs from base 1 to 867 and encodes 288 amino acids.
AUGCAACAGCGGGGAUAUAACAUUAUUGUAAAUCAUUAUAACAAUGUCGAAUCUAAAGAACCACUUUUGCUUAUUAUUAUUGGUGAAGGGGGAACAGGAAAAAGUUUCCUUAUUAAUGCUCUAAGAAAAUAUUUAAAGCAGAAAUGUAUUGUGACUGCUACAACUGGCAAGGCAUCAUUUAACAUAAAUGGCAUAACCAUUCACUCAUUUUUGAAAUUGCCAAAGCCUGGAUUGCAAAAAGAUUUGUUGCCAGUUGACUAUAUUGUAAUAGAUGAAUAUUCUAUGCUUGGUCAAACUACAAUGGGAUGGAUUGAUAGACGUUGUAGACAAGCUACUGGAUUACAGGAUAAGUUGUUUGGUGGAAAAUCCGUAAUUUUAAUUGGCGAUCCUGCCCAACUUCCUCCCGUUGGCGACAAGCCAUUGUAUCAUAGUAAACCAUCUAAUUCAAUCGCUGAACAGGGUUUUCUAGCAUAUAAAAUGUUUAACAAUGUAGUUAUAUUAGAUGUUAACCAGAGGAUAAGGGGUAGUCAACAUGAUCAAACGUUAUUUAAAGGCAUCUUAUCACGACUUCGAAAUGGAGAAUUAAGUUGUAAUGACUGGAAACAGCUCCUUACUAGACAGCCAACAGUUUUAUCUAAUCUAAAUAAAUUUAUUGAUGCUACUAGACUGUAUUACAGCAAUGAAGAAGUUGCAAAAUAUAAUUAUGAUCGCCUAAUGCAGUUAGAAACUCCUAUUGCAGAGAUUUGUGCGAGACACUCUGGUGCCAAUGCAAAAAGUGUCAGUGCUCAGGAAAUGUUUGGCUUCCAAAUAAGUGAAGCUAUUCUCUUGCAAACGUACAUUUUAACAAAUUUUGCCACUGGUUUCUAA